Solanum lycopersicum (tomato) is the source of this 767-nucleotide messenger RNA. RefSeq lists its product as uncharacterized. The record is from RefSeq and is a predicted model, not a curated record. Lineage: Eukaryota; Viridiplantae; Streptophyta; Magnoliopsida; Solanales; Solanaceae. Gene Ontology annotation, molecular function: acyltransferase activity, transferring groups other than amino-acyl groups.
AAAUGACUUAUUAGUCUUAUUAUAUAUUGAUUGGAGCAAACUCAUCCGAUUUAUAUUCAUUUUCCUGAUAUUAUCCUCCUUUGUCACCUCACAUUAGUCUGAUACAAAAUUAGCAGCAAACUAUGGAUUCAUCAAAAAUCACUCUCCGUCCAUACAGAUCAACGGACGUUGAUGAUGUACUCUCAUGGGCAUCUGAUGAUCGCAUAACCCUAUCCACCCAUUUCAGCACGUUGACUUCCAAUGAGGCUGCGUUGAACUUCAUCAACAACUCCUCCAUACCUUGGCGUCGAUCCAUAUGCAUCGACGAUCGAUCGAUCGGGUUGGUGGUGGCCCGACCUGGAUCGGGUGAUGACAGAUGUCGAGCUGAGAUAGGAUAUGUUUUAGGAUUUGAGUAUUGGGGACAGGGGAUUACAACGGAGGCUGUGAAGAUGGCAAUUCCUUUGAUUUUGGAAGAGUUCCCUGAAAUAGUAAGGCUUCAAGCAUUAUCUAAUGCUGAGCAUAAAGCAUCGCAUAGAGUGUUAGAGAAGGCUGGGUUUACAAAAGAUGGUACCUUAAGAAAGUAUUUAUACUUUAAAGGUGAAAUCAAGGAUGUUGUACUUUAUAGUUUUCUUUCUUUCCACUGAUCCUAUACCUUCAUGAACCUUCAACUUCAUCCGUCGAUAGUCUAUUGAAAAUAACCGAUGUAUUAUGUUAGUAUUGCGAGACUCUACUUGUACUUGUAUAUGGUAUAUUAUACCUUCAUGAAAAUUAAAGAUAUAUGUUUUCUA